This is a messenger RNA of Mytilinidion resinicola, 198 nucleotides long. RefSeq lists its product as uncharacterized. The record is from RefSeq and is a predicted model, not a curated record. NCBI's taxonomy places the organism in Eukaryota, Fungi, Ascomycota, Dothideomycetes, Mytilinidiales, Mytilinidiaceae. The transcript has a single exon. The annotation marks the transcript as partial.
CGCACCCUGCGCCAAGCCGCAGAGAGCAUGACGCCCGCCGUGCUGCGCGGCUUCAAGCGCCACGCUGUGCGCGGCAUGGAGUGGCCGGCGAUGCUGCUCUCCCCCAGCCCCGACGACGCGGUGGAGGGGAUGCUGGUGUUGGGCAUGCUGGAUUCGCAGCGGAGGGCGCUGCAUGCGUUUCAAGGGGGGUGUUUGAUC